ACGCACCAGUGUGAAAGGUAUCCACUACGUCACACGACAUAAACCUGCCACAUACUCGCUUUAGCCAGCGGUUAGCAUCCCGUGGCCGACAAAAUGACAAAUUGAUUGUGUAACAGUGGAUAUCCUGUUUGAUUUAAAAUGAAUGUAAGCUGUAGAAAUAUUGUGGGGUGGAUGAAACAAGCUCUGCCCCUUUGCCCCUUCAUAACAAUGGCAAUAUAAUCAGAGACAAUCAUCAACAUGGGAAGGAUAAGUUUCUCAUGCCUUUUCCCAGCGUCAUGGCAUUUCAGUCUGUCAUCACAAGUUCUUCCACGGCUCAUGGUUCCUUCAUUCAGGCAGUGGAUACUUGUAGGUCUCAUUUGUGGUCUCAUAGGGCUACUGUACAUGCUGCUUGCAUCUGGAAAGGGUCCUGUUAUCUGGUUCACUAAAGAAAAUCACUUUCACAGGCAUUUGGCAAGGGUGACUGAUAUUGAUGCAACUGACACAAGCAACCCAAAUCUGAAUUAUGGUCUGGUGGUGGACUGUGGCAGCAGUGGCUCCAGAAUAUUUGUGUAUUGUUGGCCCAGACACAAUGGAAACCCCCACGAGCUGCUAGACAUUCGACAAAUGAGAGAUGAGCACCGAAAACUAGUGGUCAUGAAGAUAAAACCAGGCAUCUCCGAACUGGCCAAAACACCUGAAAAAGCUAGUGAUCACAUCAAGCCGCUGUUAAACUUUGCUGCCCAACACAUUCCUAAAAAUAAGCACAAAGAAACACCAUUAUACAUUUUGUGUACAGCUGGAAUGAGAAUACUUCCUGAAAGCCAACAAGAAGCCCUUCUUGAGGAUUUGCGAACAGAUAUUCCAGUAGACUUUAAUUUCCUUUUCUCUGAUUCCUAUGUAGAAGUCAUCUCUGGAAAACAAGAAGGUGUUUAUGCAUGGAUUGGCAUCAACUUUGUCUUGGGAAGGUUUAAUCAUGCACACAAUGAAGGGGAAGCUGUAGUUGAGGUAAACGUCCCGGGUGGUGACCAGCAGGAGGCGUUGGUGAGGAAAAGGACUGCUGGUGUCUUGGACAUGGGUGGUGUAUCCACACAAAUCGCAUAUGAAGUGCCCAAAACUGUAAGCUUUGCCUCUCCACAGCAGGAGGAAGUUGCCAAAAACCUACUGGCUGAAUUCAACUUGGGAUGUGAUGCACACCGCACAGAGCAUGUUUAUCGAGUUUAUGUCUCCACCUUCUUGGGUUUUGGUGGCAAUGCAGCUCGUCAAAGAUAUGAGGAGAACAUAAUCAGAAAUACUAUCUCCCGUAACAAGCUUUUAGGCGAGCAUUUUGGUGAAACAGUGGACUCUCCCUUUCUCGACCCUUGUCUACCCACUGACAUGGAGGAUACCAUUGGGUCCUCAACACAGAAGUUCUUUGUAAGAGGAACAGGGAACUUUGAUGAGUGCAGACAGCUCCUCCAGCCAUACCUAAACCGUACCAACGAGACUCAAACAUCUCUGAGUGGCAUCUAUCAGCCCACCAUCGACUUUAACAACAGCCAGUUUUAUGGCUUCUCAGAAUUCUACUAUUGUACAGAGGAUGUGCUGCGAAUGGGUGGCGAUUAUAAUGCUACCAAGUAUAUACAGGCUGCCAAGAAUUAUUGUGCCACACAGUGGAAAACGCUGAAAGAGCGCUUUGAUGCUGGUUUGUAUGCCUCACAUGCUGAUUUUCAUAGACUAAAAUAUCAGUGCUUUAAGUCUGCAUGGAUGUACGAGGUUUUGCACACAGGCUUCUCUUUUCCAAACAAUUAUCAAAACCUCAAGACUGCCCUUUUAGUUGAUGAUAAAGAAGUGCAAUGGACUUUAGGAGCAAUACUUUACCGAACGAGGUUUCUGCCUUUGAGGGAUAUCCAACAGGAAAGCCUUAAAGGAUUACACUCACACUGGCGACACAGUUUUUCUUUUGUCAACAACCACUACUUAUUUCUGGCAUGUUUCUUCAUUGUGUUGCUUUCGAUUAUACUGUACUUACUGCGACUUAGACGAAUACACCGGCGUACAGCUCAGCAUUGCAGCCCCUCUACCUCACUGUGGCUGGAAGCAGGCCUUGGAUCACCCACGCUGCCUAUUAACCUCUAAAUGUUGUAGAGCGUAAAGCUUGGACAGUUUGUUUUUUUUGUUUUUUGGUCUCGACUCUCAUCUGCUUGUUGGGCAAGCUUUUAAAAUCAACCUACCAUACGUGCUGGAUUGUGAUGUUUGAAAGAUUAUGGUCACAACUAAAGGAAAGUUGCUGACAUCUCUGGCAUAACUGAGCCAAUGUUUUAAGUUAUAAUACAUUAUUUCUGAAUCAUUUUAAAUUUGUGCCAUUAGACAGUGUGGCA
This is a messenger RNA of Periophthalmus magnuspinnatus, 2336 nucleotides long. It is a transcript of the gene entpd4, whose product is annotated as ectonucleoside triphosphate diphosphohydrolase 4. The record is from RefSeq and is a predicted model, not a curated record. Gene Ontology annotation, biological process: nucleoside diphosphate catabolic process. Gene Ontology annotation, cellular component: membrane. The transcript has 13 exons. The coding region runs from base 238 to 2094 and encodes 618 amino acids. NCBI's taxonomy places the organism in Eukaryota, Metazoa, Chordata, Actinopteri, Gobiiformes, Gobiidae. Gene Ontology annotation, molecular function: nucleoside diphosphate phosphatase activity.